AUGUUUGUUGAUGGUUCUAAACCAGAACCUCCAAUUAAAUAUUUUCAAUCUAGUGGUCUUCCAGUCUUCUAUUUCAAGCACCCAGAAACAGGUCAUUGUUACUUUGAUGCCUGUAACUGUGAUGAAUGUUCCGAAGAAAGUUUUCUAGAUGACAAUGAUGAGUCUGACAAUCCUUGUCCCAUUUGUCCUCAGUCACCCCAGUCAACUCCUAUACCUUGUAAAUCUCCACCUUCUCCAAAGUUACCAUCCAAAAAUGACCCUUCAGCUCAACCCAGUGGUUGUUUCAUGUUCACCUCAUCCCCAUCUUUCACUGAUGCAGAUUUUCCUCCAUUGGAAUAUCAUAACCCUCAAGAAAGAACCACUCACCGUCAUAAGAUUCUUGAUUCAACUACCAUUCACCCUGAUGCACCGGUUACCUCCACUUCUUCUAGACCAACAGAUCCACCAUCUAACCCAAAUUCCAAAGCACCUCAAUUAAUGGUCCAGCCAGUUGUUAGUCCUUCUAACAAUCCAAUCUCCACCUUGCUACAUACCCUAGCCACCAUGCCUGAAACCCCAUCUCCCGAACCAACCAUCGAAUCUGAUUCAGAUAUUGAAUCUACUGAUUCUAUACCGACUCCUCAUGUUUUCAUGAUGAACCCUGAAAACCCAGAAGAGGAUGUUGAGGACCCUCCUAUCAUUGAAGAGGAUCCUGACUAUGCUUUCUCCAAAUGCUACACUAAGUAA
Messenger RNA from Rhododendron vialii, 726 nucleotides. RefSeq lists its product as uncharacterized. The transcript is spliced from 3 exons. The coding region runs from base 1 to 726 and encodes 241 amino acids. NCBI's taxonomy places the organism in Eukaryota, Viridiplantae, Streptophyta, Magnoliopsida, Ericales, Ericaceae. The record is from RefSeq and is a predicted model, not a curated record.